Messenger RNA from Miscanthus lutarioriparius, 558 nucleotides. The record is from the annotation of a GenBank genome assembly. NCBI's taxonomy places the organism in Eukaryota, Viridiplantae, Streptophyta, Magnoliopsida, Poales, Poaceae.
AUGGCGUCCGUCAUCGUACAGGCGGUGGUGAUCCUCCUGGACGUCAUCGCCUUCGGCCUGGGCGUGGCCGCCGAGCAGCGCCGGAGCCGGGCCACCGUCACCCCGGACGCCGCCAAGGAGUACGACUACUGCGUCUACGACUCCGACAUCGCCACGGGCUACGGCGUCGGCGCGCUGCUCCUCCUCGCCGCCGCGCAGGUCGUGCUCAUGGUCGCCAGCCGCUGCUUCUGCUGCGGCCGCGGGCUCAAGCCGGGAGGCUCUCGCGCCUGCGCCCUCAUCCUCUUCCUGUUCACAUGGGUGACCUUCCUCAUCGCGGAGGCAUGCCUGCUGGCAGGAUCAGUACGCAACGCGUACCACACCCGGUACAGGGGCAUAUUCUAUGGCGAUUCCCUCUCAUGUGAGACGGUGCGAAAGGGCGUCUUCGCUGCUGGUGCGGCCUUCACCUUCUUCACGGCCAUCUUGGGCGAGGUGUACUACCUCAGCUACUCGAAGUCCCGAGAUGCCGCUGGUGGUGCCCCCUACGGCGGCUCCAGCAUUGGCAUGGGCCCAUACAACUAA